CCUGUUUAGAUUCUGCUGUAAAGUAGAAAUAAGACUAAAUAUGUCGAGAUUUUGCCCACUACAGUGUAUGAAAUCUACAAAAAACAAUGCUGAAAAAAUUGCAGUGCUUAUUCUUAACAUGGAUUUAGGAUGUGAUAUUUCUCCACCAAUAUUCCAUCACUUAUGGGACAAAGCGGUAUUUCGAGCUUGUGCAGAUGGUGGAGCUAACUUUGUUUAUGAUGUAAUACAGAAAGGUACAAAUGGUAACAGAACGAAACACAUGCCUGAUCUUAUAAGUGGAGAUUUUGAUUCUAUUCGACCUGAAGCAAAGCAGUUUUACGAGAACCAAAAUGGAAUAUCUAUAGUGCAUACACCUGAUCAAGAUGCCACUGACUUUACUAAGUCCUUAAAAUUAAUAUUUGAAAAAAUUCAUCAAAAACUUAUUGACGUUAAUCUUAUUGUUGCCUUGGGUGGAAAACAAGAUAGAUUUGAUCAUAGUAUGGCAAAUAUAAGUACCUUAUUUCAAGCAGCAAAUUUCCUUCCACAACAUGUUCGAAUUUGUCUUAUGUUUGGUUCAUCUUACGUUUGCUCGCUACCCAAAGGAAAAAGUAUAAUUGAAGUAAACACAGGUUUGGAAGGUGACUGGUGUGGGUUAAUACCUAUUGGAAAUCCAGUCAAUUUGACGACAACAGGACUUAAAUGGAAUCUCACUAAUGACAAACUUGAAUUUGGUGAACUCAUUAGCACGUCCAAUGAACUUGAUGGAUCUAAUGAAGUAACUGUUGAAACUGAUCACCCGCUAAUCUGGACUCUAGCUUUCAAAACACUUCAUAGUGAUACAUGAACAAACCUUAAUUAAGUAAAAUCAUAUUUAUGUCAAUAAUUAUAAUCCAAAAAAGGGAAAGCAAAUCAUGUAUUUUCUUUAAUUUUGCAAUUGCGCCUGAUGCCUCAAGUUCAUGUGUUCAGAACAAUUAGCUAUUUCCAGUCUCAAAUUUGACUAGUAACUGGACAAUGUGCUCUGCAAAAUGAGCUCCCAAAUCAUCAGACUAGUUGCCACAAAUUAAAAAAAAAUGUUUGACAUUCUCACCCAAACUCCAUUUCAAGAGUAACCCUGCAUCUGCGUUACACCAGUUUUAAUAAUAAUUUACAGUUUGUGUUAUUUUAGUCAAAGACAUUCACUUUUAAUUUAUUUUUACAACUGCUGGACUAUUCAUCAUCUUAUGAUACACAUUAGAUUAUGAAUGAAAAAUGUGUUAUUAUCACAUAUAACACCUCUAUAUGUUUUAUAUCAAGUAAAUUGUUUUAAUUUGGAUAUUAUAUUAUAGGGGUUUUUCCCUUUAUUUUUCAUAUUUCAAUAUUGUUUUAGUUUUUUGAUGUGCUACCUCAACUAGGAUUCCUUCAUUUUUGAAUUUUUUUGUUGGAGUUCGGUACUGGGUAGACCCACGGUUACCAUAUUUUCUUGACUUCAAAGCCGGACGCCUCCAAAGAGAACAGCCCAUUAGCUGUGAUCAUGUAAUUUUACAGUUUCCGAUUUUACUACAUAAGCCUAAAAAUCUUCUCUCGGAACUUCGCUACAGGGGUGGUAGCGCUAA
Molecule: messenger RNA, 1571 nt
Organism: Styela clava
Lineage: Eukaryota; Metazoa; Chordata; Ascidiacea; Stolidobranchia; Styelidae
Product: thiamine pyrophosphokinase 1-like
Biological process (GO): thiamine metabolic process; thiamine diphosphate biosynthetic process
Molecular function (GO): ATP binding; thiamine diphosphokinase activity; thiamine binding
Source: RefSeq, a predicted model, not a curated record